Molecule: messenger RNA, 4008 nt
Organism: Ananas comosus (pineapple)
Lineage: Eukaryota; Viridiplantae; Streptophyta; Magnoliopsida; Poales; Bromeliaceae
Exons: 5
Coding region: 220-3471 (1083 amino acids)
Biological process (GO): negative regulation of DNA-templated transcription; shoot system development; negative regulation of flower development
Source: RefSeq, a predicted model, not a curated record
UCUUCUUACUAAACCCUAAAGUAGAAAAAAGCAUAAUUCCUCUCACCUUUUAAUCCCCCAAUUCCCCUCGAUUCGCUUCUCCUCUCCUCGCGAAGCUCGUCUCAUCCAUUUCCUCGCGGCGUAAUCUAUCUCUCGAUGGUCUCCUUGGCGUUCUCCGUGGAGUAAAUGGUCUGCAACUUCUCCCGCGAAAGUGUAGAGUAAUAUGCUAGUUUCUUGGGAAUGGAAGUGGGUUUAGUGGAGGCGAGAAACAAUGGAAAGGAACAUGUGUUAGUUUCCUUAUCAAGUCCUACAGCAGUUGAGGUGAGACCUGUUGAUCUUACCGCCGCUGACGGUGAACAACAUGAAGAACCAUGCGGUCAUUUUUCUAUUAGAGGGUAUGUUGCUCAGAUUCGCAAGAGGGAAGCGAAAACAUGUUCUCCGUUUAGUAUGUUCUAUGAGCUACAAUCAGAUGAAAAUGCCAGCAUGUUGCCUUCAUUACCUGUGAGAAAUUUUAGACGAUGGGAUUGCAAAAGCUGCUUAAGCAGAGAAAGUGCUUCUGCACAGCAAGCAGCAGAUGGAGCAUUUUCUGCAAGACGGAGUGCUAAAGUUGAUUGUUCUUCCACUUCCUUCUUUGGGAAAACUGUUGUGCCAUUUCAUGCAGGUGGUAGUAAGUUGCUUUCUUGCUCUCAACAGCUUUCGAAAGAGAAAAUUGUUGGAAGUUUGGUUGAUAGGGAUAGCUCAAAUAAUGGAAGUAGCAGUAAAUGCUGCCAUUCAGUGUCUUCUGGCCGAAGAGAAGUUACUUGUGUCUUCACAGGCCCAACUGUAGAAGGCAAUCUAGUGUCAGUAGGCAGCGACCGCUACAAAGGGGUCCAGAAUCAACCAAGUGAGAAGUUCAUUAUUGUGGCAAAAGGUGAAGCAUGUAAAGCAUCGGUAGAAGGAAAAAGAAAUGAAGAUCCAACUCUGAAUGCUCCAGAGACUUAUUUUGAUGAAGAUAUUCUGAAGUCAAAACCAAAGGAAGCCGAAAAAGAUCAUAAAGUCGUUGUUGACCUCGAUUUAACCAAUAACGAUCUUAAUUAUACAACACCAAAGGAGACUGACGAUCAAUUACUUUGCAAAUUCAGCAAAACGAAAGAGCAUUGUCUUUCUCCAGUGGAAGAAUCUGAAAAGCAACUUGGAUUAGAUAAUGGCAUGCCAAAUCUACAUCCCAAGGAGGUAUAUGAACAGGAAACACCAGCAAAAGAUGUCGGUUUACCUGAAUGUACACUACAAGCCGAAAAUGACACUGAUGAAGUUGAUGCGUCAGAUACAAAACUUCAUCGCAAAAAGGCUAAGAAGGUACGGCUAUUAACUGACAUCAUAAAUAAUGAAAAAUUGAGCACUUCUAGAAAGGUUCCUAAGUUUUGCCAUGACACUGAAGCUGAUCAGAGUGAAGGUAGCGUUACCAUAAAACUGCAUGUAUCCAAAUGGAAAGAUCAAAAUGUUAAUGGCACAAUUGAUCAUGCUUCUACAAAUGUUCAAGGGAAACCUUUCAAGAGGAAGAAGAAAUAUAAAUCUCUUGAAAUUGAAGAUGAUGGUUCUUCUCUUAUGUAUUGGUUUAAAAGAGCUAGUAAAAAAUUAAAAGCUCACAAGAAGGAAGCAAAAAGUAGAAAGAUUGAUGCUCUUAUUGUCAACUCAAAACCUACUGGGCAUUCAGGUGCUGAAAAUGAUGUUUAUCUUAAUCCUAAAAGAGGAGAAGCUGAAAAGUUGAAGCAAAAAGUUAUUGUGCGUGAUUUGCGGAAUCUGAUGCCUCGUUCACACUGUGGGUCCCAGAGGGACAUUCUAGCAAAAAGAAAAACAAAACUGGCCAUUCGUAGGAGCUCAGAUGGUAUCCAAAACUUUAAGAACAAUGCCAAUAAAACAAAGUUGGGUAGGAAGACUAAGAAGGUAUGCCAAGAUACUAAUAAGGAAUCUUCCCACCUGAAUUUGUCAAAGGCUUCAUUAGACAAAUGUCGGCUCAAGAAUGUAAGCUAUCCACUUCAGGAAACAGUUAAUAAGAAGCAAAGAGUCGAAUCAACAUCAAAGAAGAAAACUCUAGAUGACAUCCCUAUGGAUAUUGUUGAACUCUUGGCCAAAAAUCAGCAUGAGAGACACCUGGCUAACGGCAAAGCAGCUUUUGAAACCAAUGCUACUUCAUCAACAAUGCCGCAAGUUACGAAGAAUAGUUAUGUCCCAAAUAUCACUGAGGUCGAUGAAAACAAGGCAUCACCUGGAGUCGACAUUGACAUUUUCCUGAAAAACACCGUGCAGAGUAAUUCACCAACUGCUGUUUGGACUCCUGGGAUACUAGAUUUCGAUUAUUCCCAUGGUGUUGGAAAUCAGGGCACAAAUUUUAGCAGGAAUGAAUUAAUGAGCAGUACUAUGGGCAUUUAUUCUUCAACCUGUCCCAAUGACAAAUGCCUUCCACAAUGUAGUACUUGGAACCAAAUCGGUAUUCAGAACCCACAAUCCAGUCACAGUAAUAUGGAAUUUUCAGCUCAGGUGAAUACUUCCAAUGGUGAGUCAUCUGUGCCACUACAUAGCAUUCUUUGUGGACCCAAAGCUCUAGAGCUCGAUACAAGUUUCAAUCAUAUGAAGCCGUUGAUGAAUGAUUUCUUAUGCCCAACAAAUUCAAUGAGCCACAGUUAUGCCCAACUGCAGCAUAAGAAAGAGGAGGCUCGAUUCGCUGUUCAAAAAAGGCCGUUCUCACUAUUAUCUUCUAAUCUCGAGGAAGGGAAUGUAUGCAAACCAAAAAUGGUGAGACCACCAGAUUUGUACACAAAUGAGUCUAUACCAGCAAUGCAUCUUCUUAGGCUGAUGGAUUGGACUAAAUGUUCUCGCUCGGACUUUUCUCCUUAUGGACCAUCAAAUGAAAACCAAAUAGAACUUCUCCACAGACCUCCUCAGUAUAGCAAUCAGUGCAGAGGAUUAAUUAGCGCGGAAUAUGGGUUUGAAUUUUACGACCAUAAUCAGAAUCAGCAAAAUUUCCACAAACCGUUCAGACCGCUUCCUCGAGUUGGCGUGCUCGGGUCUUUGCUGCAGAAGGAAAUAUCUAAUUGUUCCGAUAAUUGUGGAACACAAACAGCGUGUAGAAUCGGACAAUUUUAUACGAAGGCACAGAAAAAUUCCGAAGGCCUGCGCCCGGUAGCUUAUUCACCUUUUACUCCGAACCCCCAAAUUCCUUUUUCCGGACAUGAGGAUUCGGAACAGAGGUUUGGCUUGGUAGAUUCUAUUGCACAUGUCGGAUGUUCUUCCAGAAGGGAUAAUAUCGCUGAUAUCGGCAUCAGCAACCAGAGAAGAGCAUUUCAGCCCCUGAAAAGCUUCAGCACAACGGAAAUUUGCGUUAUAAACAGAAAUCCUGCGGACUUCACCACAGUCGAUGAAAACAAUGAGUAUAUGCGAGGCAGUGGCAGCACCAGGCCUAGACAUACAAUUCCCUCUGGAAACUCGCAUUUUGCAUUUCAACAUCGACGAUAGACUACAGAGAUGAUGAAACCAGAGAGCUAGCGAAAGAAAAUAUGUUACGGCAUGCCUCUAUCUCAGUAUCAAGAUCUCUUUUUUCACUGGAACUGCUUCAAAUCUUUUUGAAGGCUUGUGCAGGUAAAAAUGGUGAUGUUCCUCUUCUUUCGUUCUCGAACUGUAGAGUGGUUUCUGAGCUGCAUGUAAUAUCUGAAUACAUACGACGAUGAAGAGAAUUCUUGUCGACUGGGAAUCGCAUGUUAGAGGCCUUCGCCAAGAAAAAGGAGGGGCAGUGAAGAAUGUAUUGAUUUGCUUUAGUCAACAGCAAGUGUAUGUAUGUGUUCCAAUUGUCAGUGGUUUGUACUCUCUAGCUGCUUAACUUUUUUCUUUCUUGGUUUUGUGCAAAUGAAAUAAAACUGGAAUUCAUAACCCAAUCUCAGGUAUACAGAGAAUAUUUAAGAUUGUGAUCAUAAGCAUAGAUUGGUCUUUUGUAUCAUGGCUUGUCGUGGUGGAUGUAUUAUGAGAAAAGGCUCUUAAAGUUUGAUUUUUUUUUUU